AUGGCUUCCAACAAGGUGUCUACAACCAUUACAUUCCGGUCACCCGGCACUCAGCCGCCACUCUUUAUCGCUGGCUCUUUCUCUGAGCCAGAAUGGCAACCUCAGGAGAUGGACUGCACCACCGGUGCUGAUGGAGAACAUGUCUUCACCAAAGAAAUCUCGGGUGUACCCGGAUCCAAGGUAGUCUACAAGUUCCGCAUCGGCUUGGGCGACUGGUGGGUCCUUGACGAAGGUGCGCCCACCGUCACAGACAGUUCUGGAUUCAGAAACAACGAGUUGGAGUUCCAACACCCGCCAAAGGAGGAACCCAAGCACGACCUUCCCAAAGACGAGGCGACCGCAGAGGAGAAUGCCCCGCAAACAAAUGGAACCACCCAACAUCAUGUAGACCCUUCCGAGAUUAAGGAGGAGGCUUCCAAGGCUGAGACUGCUCCCGAGGUUGAGGCUUCCCAAGAAAAGGAAACCGUUACAACAGUCACGGCAGUCUCAGAGACAGGGGGCCCUCCGGAGCACGAUGUUGUUCUCAAGGUUGUGGAUGUAUCCACCACCGACGCGCCUGCCGCAAAGGAUGCUGCCCAUAGUAAUGCUGAUGUAAAGGACAACACUCCGGCAAAGGACGAGUCUACCUCGGAGGCUCACACCGAAACCAAGGUCCAUGCCCCUUCGACUACUGAGGCUACCUUGAAGGAUGAAGCACUCUCGGAAGAAGAGGACAAGACCAAGACCAAGGAUUCUACAGAGAGCAACGUUGCGCCCAUCGAGGUCUCAACAUCAGCCGAGGCUCCAUCAUCCCCUGAGACACCUUCUAAGGAGGAGGAGACCGCCCCAGAGGAGACCAAGGUCGAGACGGCAACCGUGGUUGAGGAGAUCAGCUCGAAGCCGGAAGACUCUCAACAUCAGAAAGCGGCCGCGAAGGAAGAAGUCCCCGCCCGCAAGACUGCUCCAGAGGCCGAGUCGGCAACCAAGGAGUCUCCUGCUGCUGAAAAGGAAACCUCUGCUGAGCCUACAGUUGAGAAUGAAGAGACUAAGAUCGAGGAGCCCACCGUGGUCGACGUCGAGCAGAAGAAGGAAGCCGAGACGGAUGCGGAAUCGCCCGUCGAGAAGGCUGAUGUGAAGAAGGAGAGCACCUCGCCAGUUGAGACAGAAGAGGAAGCCACUCCAGCUGAAGACACUGUCUCCGCUGCUCCAGAGGCCGAGACCACUCCCGAGGCUGAGGCAACCCUGAAGGAGGAAACUCCUGCCAAGGACACCGAGUCCAAGGAGGUCAACCAGAGCAAAGACCUUUCCCACGAUACGCCUGCCCCGGAAUCUGUUUCCAAGGACCAGGAGACAGUCGCGGCUGGAGUUACAGUGUCAGAGAAAGACCUCCCAGAGGCCGAGACCGUUUCGAAGGACGAGACCUCUCUGGCGGAAACAGAAAAGGAGGAGUCUGCGCCCACUCAUGAAGAUAAGGUUCAGAAGGACACCUCAAAUACAACUGAGGAACAGCCUACUGAGAAGGAGACUGCCCCUGAAGAGGAGGCCACUGAGGAGAAGAUAACCAAGGAGACUUCGGAAAAGCCCGCCCACGAGGACGAUACCAAGGACAAGGCCACUCAGGAGACUGCUCACGAGGAUACCCAAACCGACGAUGAGGUUACUCAACAGACUACUCAGGAUGAGAUUACCCAACAGACGACCGAGGAAGAAUCCACACAGCAGACAACCCAGGAGGAUGUCGCUGAGGAAGUCCACGAAGCCGUGGCUACCAAGGACAACGUGGAAGUGAAGGAGGACACCACCCCUCAGAAGACCGAUCUUAAAGAAGAGGCCCAUCCAAUCGCUGAGUCCAAGGAGGAGGCCACUGAGAAGGAGGAUGUCGAGGAACAUACCGUUCAUGAGACUGCUCAAGAGGAACACCCCACCAAGGAGUCUGCUCCUGAGGAGGGUGCGUCGGAGAAGGCUCACGAGGAGGAAACUCUCGCCAAGACCUACGCAGCUGCUGCUCAUGAAGCUCUAGAGGCCGAGGCUUCUCAAGAGUCUACUGAGGCUGCUCAGGAAGCUGAGGCCCCUCCGACCGAAGAGACUGCUCCGGCGGUCGAGACGGCUCCGGUUGCAGAGGAUUCUGAAGCUAAUAAGGCUGCCGUGGCGACCGAAGGUGCUCCUUCUAAGGAGAUUGCUCCCGCUGUCGAUGUUGCUCCUGUUGAGAAGGCCGCCCCCGUUGAGGACAGCGCUCCAGUCGAGAAGGUCACCUCGGUGUCUGAGGAAGCCGCUCCUGCUGCCGAGGCCACCCCCGCUGCUGAGACUGUCACGGUUGCUGAGGAGACUACUCCUGCCACUGAGACUGCUCAUGUUGAGGAGUCUACUGGUGCCUCUGAGGAUACUUCUGCCAAGCCGGCUCCUGUGGAGGCCGCCCCUGUCUCUGAAGAGCUUUCCGGUGAAAAGGCCGCUUCCACCGAAGAAACUGCUCCUGUUAUUCAUGCUGCCCCUGUUGAGACCGCUGCAGUUGAGGAGGCCACUCCUGUCGAGGAUGCUGAACCUGUCCAGGCUACCUAUGCUGAGGCCGUCAAGGCCACCGAUGCUGAGGAGCCCGCUCCUGUUAAGGAGACUGAGCCUGUCGAGGAGACUACUCUCGAUAAGGCUGCACCUGCUGAAGAGGCUACUCCUGUUGCGGAGGAUGCUGCUGAGCAACCCGGGCCUGUCGCUAAUGCGGCCAAGGAGAUCCUCGGCCGCUCGGAGCCUGUUACCGAGUCGCAGUCCGGUGCCGUCACGCCAAAAUUUGCCAGGACUGCGGCGGAGGUCGCUGAUUCUGCUGCACUCCUUAACGAAGGAACACCUGAGGAUCGUGUCUCCGAUGAGGAGGCUGGAAAGACUGGUUUCCGUCGCCUGUCUGCCACGCCCAUUGCCGAAGUUUCGGAAACUGCCGCGGAGGUCGCUGAUGUCGCCAAGGACUUGGACGAACCCGCUGCUGAAGUUGCUGACACUGCUGCCGAAGUUGCUGAUACCGCGAAGGACUUGGAUACGCCCGCUGCGGAGGUUGCCGAUACCGCUGCGGAGGUCGCUGAUACUGCAAAGAACUUGGACACCGGGACCACGGAGACUGACCACUCCGAACUCCCCACCCCUGCCGAGGACGGACCCCACAACCCUGCUCUUUUCUCACAUGAGUGCGCCGAACGCUUCCCAUCCAACCGCGAGGAGAUCAUCGAUACUGUCCGGAAGCUUGAGACUGGUCUCGAGGCCGACCAGGUUCUUAUCGAGGACGCGCCUCCGUCACCUAUCAUCGGCUCGACAACUUCACGAAGGGAGUCCGAGGUAUCCCACGACACCGUUCUCGGCGCGAGCGUGAUCCCCCGCACCGUAAAGAGGCUAGAGGUUCCCCAUUCGCCUCGUAUCUCCGUCAGCUCGGCUCAGUCAUCGGCCUUGUCGCUGCAGUCGAUUUCGGAGAGCGAUGAGCCGGCCAGCAGCAAGGAGGAUGAUAGCUCAACUGUUCAGCUUUCACCUCCCCACAAGACGGCGACGGCAGGCGAAGCUACCCCUCGGGAGGUUGUCGAGGAUGAAGGAAUCUCUCUAAGCCCGGACUCGCCGAAGAAGACGGAGCCCACUGAAGAUCUCACCACCAAGACGCUGGAGUCUCAGGUGCAGGAUAUUCCCGAUGUCUCGGCGCACGCUGUUUCGGUCGAGGCGCCUGUCGAGCCUACAGUUCAGGAAGAACAAGCACCUAAGGAUCCUAAGCCCACAGCAGCUGAGGAUGCCAAGCCCACAAACGGCCUCCUUCCCAGCCCAGAGGUUGUCGCUGAAACCACGGAACGUUCCUUCAAGCCCUCUCAACCCACUGCUCAGGAGAGCACCGACGAGCCCGCUGCUGCCUCGGAUGCUACCGGUGCUGGUGUCGGUAGCGAGGCCGAGGCAUCGGCCACAGCAAUAGGCGCGGACAAAGACAACGCCAACACAGUGAGAAAGAGAGGCGGACAGGGAACACAGGCCAGCUCGCCGCCGCCCAACGAUGCCCCAGUCAUCAAGCAGGACCCGAAGAGCGGAUGGUUCACGACCUUCUGCAAGUUGAUCAUUGUGGACUUCAUCGGCGGUAUCCUGAGCCGAAUUGCGGGCAACCGCAAAAGACAGACGUAA
Messenger RNA from Sordaria macrospora k-hell, 4110 nucleotides. NCBI's taxonomy places the organism in Eukaryota, Fungi, Ascomycota, Sordariomycetes, Sordariales, Sordariaceae. The record is from RefSeq and is a predicted model, not a curated record.